This is a messenger RNA of Chrysochloris asiatica (Cape golden mole), 1134 nucleotides long. It is a transcript of the gene SAMD1, whose product is annotated as sterile alpha motif domain containing 1. The coding region runs from base 1 to 1134 and encodes 377 amino acids. NCBI's taxonomy places the organism in Eukaryota, Metazoa, Chordata, Mammalia, Afrosoricida, Chrysochloridae. The transcript has 6 exons. Gene Ontology annotation, molecular function: protein binding; DNA binding. The record is from RefSeq and is a predicted model, not a curated record.
AUGGCGGGGCCCCCGGCCCUACCCCCGCCAGAGACGGCGGCCGCCGCCACCACGGCGGCCGCCGCCUCGUCGUCCGCUGCGUCCCCGCACUACCAAGAGUGGAUCUUGGACACCAUCGACUCGCUGCGCUCGCGCAAGGCGCGGCCGGACCUGGAGCGCAUCUGCCGGAUGGUGCGGCGGCGGCACGGCCCGGAGCCCGAGCGCACGCGCGCCGAGCUCGAGAAACUGAUCCAGCAGCGCGCCGUGCUCCGGGUCAGCUACAAGGGGAGCAUCUCGUACCGCAACGCGGCGCGCGUCCAGCCCGGAGGCGCCGGCGGCCGCCUAACCCGCGGCCGCGUGCAGGGCUUGCUGGAGGAGGAGGCGGCGCGGGGCCGCCUGGAGCGCACCCGUCUCGGAGCGCUUGCACUACCCCGCGGGGACAGGCCCGGACGGGCGCCGCCGGCCGCCGGUGCCCGCGCUUCUCGGAGCAAGAGAGGUGGGGAAGAGCGGGUGCUUGAGAAAGAAGAGGAGGAAGAUGAUGAUGAUGAAGAUGAUGAUGAAGACGAUGUAUCUGAAUGCUCUGAGGUGCCAGAGGGAGACCGUCCUGCAGGUGUCCAGCACCACCAGCUUAAUGGCGAACGGGCCUCUCAGAGUGUCAAGGAGAGGGUCAAGGAGUGGACACCCUGUGGACCCCACCAGGGCCAAGAUGAAGGGCGGGGCUCAGCACCCAGCAGUGGCACCCGCCAGGCCUUUUCUAUGGCAGCCAUGAAUAAGGAAGGGGGAUCAGCCUCUGCUGCCACUGGGCCAGAUUCACCGUCCCCUGUGCCUUUGCCCCCAGGAAAACCAGCCCUACCGGGGGCUGAUGGAACCCCCUUCAGUUGUCCUUCCGGCCGUAAGGAGAAGCCCGCUGACCCCGUGGAGUGGACAGUGAUGGACGUGGUAGAAUAUUUCACUGAAGCCGGCUUCCCUGAGCAGGCCACAGCUUUCCAAGAACAGGAAAUCGAUGGCAAGUCUUUGCUGCUCAUGCAGCGCACUGAUGUUCUGACCGGCCUAUCUAUCCGCCUUGGUCCAGCCCUGAAAAUCUAUGAGCACCACAUCAAGGUGCUGCAGCAAGGCCACUUUGAGGAUGAUGACCCUGAUGGCUUUCUAGGCUGA